AUGGCGGCUGGCGGCUGUUGCCUCUUCCGCCCCAACCAAAGCUUGGCCGUCCUAGAUAUUUUUACUACUGCGUCAUUAAGAUCAAUUUAUUGUUAUGCUUUCCAGCCGCUAUCGCCUGGCCUCUGUCUGCUCCACUUUUGUAUACCCACAUUGUUGCUGUCAGGGCCGCCUCUGUUGAAGCGUCGCUUUGUGCCCGGCGAUUAUGUCGUUAAAUUACAUCCUUUUCAUUGA
Coccomyxa subellipsoidea C-169 is the source of this 231-nucleotide messenger RNA. RefSeq lists its product as hypothetical. The record is from RefSeq and is a predicted model, not a curated record. Bases 1 to 231 code for a protein of 76 amino acids. The transcript has a single exon. Lineage: Eukaryota; Viridiplantae; Chlorophyta; Trebouxiophyceae; Coccomyxaceae.